AUGGGACAUAGAAUUGUUGUCUUGAGUGGAGGAACCGCUACUAAUGACCUUGUCCCAUUAUUCAAUUCAAUUUCCACGGAUGUCACUUAUGUCUUACCUAUUCUGGAUAAUGGCGGGUCAACUUCUGAGAUUAUUCGUGUGAUUGGAGGGCCAGCUAUAGGAGACAUACGAUCAAGACUUACAAGGCUAAUUCCUGACAACAAGGCGAAGUUGAGGGAUCUAUUAUCAUUCAGAUUAGACCAGGAUCCAGUGAGAGCGAAAGCACAAUGGAAUGAACUUGUCGAUGGAACGCAUCCACUAUGGAAUGGAAUACCCCUCUCAACGAAAGAGAUAUUCAGAGCAUUUUUAAUACAUGUUCAUGUUGAGUUGCUCAAAAGGUCCAAAAUCAGCAUGUCUUCUACGAUAAAUAAACAAUUUCGAUACGAACUUGCGAAUGUGGGCAAUUUGUUUCUCACUGGAGUGAGACUUUUCAUCGGAUCUUUAGACUCUGCAAUCGAAUUGUUUAUGAAAAUGACAGAUAUCAAUCCAAAAAUUGAAGUCUUGCCGUGUAUCAACACCAACUUCAGCUACCACAUUGGUGCAAAAUUAUCGAAUGAUCUCAUAAUUACUGGUCAGUCACAAAUUUCCCACCCAUCCAGUGUAAAGGAAAUAUAUCCACCGCCGAUUGAUAAGACCCGACCUUCAACUCCCACCGAAGAACUUGAAGUUAGACUUAAUUUAAAUCAAAAAUCCUCUGAUAGUGAUGAGUCAGCUUUGUCCUCUGACGAGGAAGCUGGGAACUUACCACUGUAUAUCCACCCAGAGCUUAAGAAGUCACAAUUGCAUUUUAACAAGACAGAGGAUAUCGAACCUUUGCUAUCACCAAUUGAAAGGGUUUUUUAUAUUUCUCCUUACGGUGAAGAGAUCUGCCCGACCGCCCAGAAUCAUGUCAUAUCUGCAAUCGCAAAUGCACAUCUGGUGAUAUUCUCAAUAGGUUCGUUGAUGACAAGCAUUGUUCCAAUUGUUAUAUUAAAAGGUGUUGGUCGUGCUAUUGCGUCCGACAUGAAAACAAACAAGAAACGAAUCCUAUUUUUGAAUGGUUGUGAAGACCGUGAAACAUUUGGAAUGCAAGCAUACGAUUAUGUUCGAAUGAUUGUUGAGCUGGCCAAGUACUCAUUAGAGAAAUCUAAUCACGAAUUUAUUGAUGAUUGGACAAAGUUUGUCACACAUUUAUUCUAUAUGGAUAACCCAAGAAUCCCACUUGAUGUUGAUAAAUUGCAAGCGAAGGGAAUCCAGUGCAUAGCAAUCCGCAGGGAUGCAUUUUUGAUCGAUCGAUAUGACUUAUCAGAUCUCCAAGAAAAGCUUCAACAAAUUCAUGAAGCAAAUGACUAA
Sungouiella intermedia is the source of this 1371-nucleotide messenger RNA. The record is from the annotation of a GenBank genome assembly. NCBI's taxonomy places the organism in Eukaryota, Fungi, Ascomycota, Pichiomycetes, Serinales, Metschnikowiaceae.